This is a messenger RNA of Aspergillus puulaauensis, 1914 nucleotides long. RefSeq lists its product as uncharacterized. Bases 1 to 1914 code for a protein of 637 amino acids. Lineage: Eukaryota; Fungi; Ascomycota; Eurotiomycetes; Eurotiales; Aspergillaceae. The transcript is spliced from 2 exons. The record is from RefSeq and is a predicted model, not a curated record.
AUGGGCUCCACUGCGCGUUCCCGGCCCAUGUCACCGGGCAGCUCGCACUUAAUCGAUCCCAUGAGAGCUUCGACAGGCACAGUCCCGCUCAGUUCCUCCUACGACCCCUAUGACUCUUCCGCCGGCCACCCGAUGUACGCAGGUUAUCGCUCCGACGUCCCCUACUUGCCUUCGUACGAUCCUCGAUAUAACGUUCCUCCACGAUUAGAAGCGCACGCAGUUUCCCAACAAGCUUAUCGGGAUCAUGGUAAACCUUCCAAGUUGAGAACCGAAUACACCAUUCGACCCAGACAACGAAGCAGUACAGCAUCUGCUGCAGAUCCUCGGGGCAUGCUCGAAGUGCCUUCUACUUCCCCAAUCUCUCGACAUUCGCCUGUGAUAUUUUCUGAUUAUGGUCGCACUCCGAGCCCUCUUACAGAUCAAGACGGCUACCUUAUGCCGUCAUCAUCCAAAGGACAUAGACGCCAUCGUUACUCCUCAUCUUUCGACUACGCUAGUGAUACCGGGCGCCACCCAACUUCUCGUACGCCCUAUGGCGCAUACCCGGUGUAUGAGCACGGUAGUCGGCGGCGGUACCCCCAGAAUGGAGGCCUCCGAAAGGGCGAGGAUAUUGACAACUAUGAUGCCUACUCCUACACCAACCCGCGCGAGCAAUUCGAGAAAGAAGCUGCUGCUAAAUUACAAUAUCACCGAAAUGCGAGAAAAGAGCGACCGUUGAGCUUAACGGGGAUUGAUGAUACACACCUAACAGCACGGAAAGAACCGCGAGCUCUAGGGCCCCCUCCGUCGCAUCGAGGGUUCUCAAAGUUGACCCGAGAUGAACUGCGCCGAUCAACAUUCGGCCCCGGUAACGGUGAGCUCGAUCUGCCAGGUGCGCGGCACAGCACGUCGUCACGCGCAGUCGCCCUACAUCAGGACCAUGGCGAAGGCUAUUCUUCGCAUAAAGACGAUUACAAUGACACCCGUCCCGCCCCCCGUGAACAUAAACGCCCCGACCGCGAUACGCAUGGCCGAGAUCAUGAUAGCCAUGGACCGACCAAGUCUUCCAACAAGUUAUCUGCUCCUUCAGUAUCCAGCAGCGGCCUUGGAACAGCCGUUCUCGCUAGUGGGUACUCGGAUGAUGUCGACUAUAACCUUGCUUCCCGUUCUGAUGGCCAUCGGUCGCGAGAUCGACCACAUCGUGAGCACACCCGGCCAAGAAGACAUUCGAGGCGGCGCAGGGAGAGUGACUCCGACGCAUACACUUCGGAUGACGACCUCGAGAAGUACAGACGAGAGCCAUCUAUGCGUCCAAGAAUAGACGACUCGGACAGCUCGAAAGAGAACGACCAUCCGCACCGUCGCCGUCACCGUUCCCGCUCCCGCCGACACGAUCGACUGCAUUCAGAUACAAAGUUAGAACAGAAGCUCGAGCUCGCUCAAACCAAGGAAUCCGACGCGCCACCCAAGGGAAUUCUGAAACCACCACGCGACAAAUUUCCAGAGGAACCGAACCCUGUCCGAGAAGGCGUCGCGCCAUUGAAGGACGCCCAUAAGAAGGGCAUACCCCCUGGGGCUCGCUGGACCAAGAUUGACCGUCGCCUUGUAAACCCGGCUGCACUGGAAGCAGGUCAAGAGCGGUUUGAAGAACGAUCCGACUACGUCAUUGUGUUGCGGGUGCUGUCAAAGGAGGAAAUCCAGACUUACGCUGUCAAGACGCAAGAAAUUCGAGAUGCCAAAUAUCGAGAGUACACUCGAGAGCGCCGCCGUCAGCGAGAAGAAGACCGCCGACGCGGCCGCCCGGUAGAUGACUUUUCCAGCGAUGACGAGGAUGACAGCGACAACGACUCUCCUCUUGCAAUCGAGGGCCCGGGUGAGUCGAAGUCUGCGCCAAAGAAUUCGGCACCAAAACCCGAGGGUGCAAGGCCAGCGUAG